AUGGACCCAUUACUACUCGCUCACCCACCUACAACCUUCGCCCAGAUGUCGGGCGUGACGACCGACGAGAUGCCAUUCGAUUCAUACUGUAUCGUCUGUGAUAGGUUGAUAAUACCGCCGAAAGAGGUUGAUUUGGUAGAAGGACCCAAAACAACCAAGAAAAAGUUGGGAGGCGGAACCAUCAGAGUGAAGAAUCCAGAUGGGACCACUACGACACGUUCGGCGAAUGGUCAGAAAGUGACGCGACCAGGAUUGAAACGAAAUCCCAAUUCAGCAGCACGUCUGGCAGCCCUCAACUCAUCCUCCAAGAUGCAGCCUCUAACACGGUCAAAGACCAACGAAUUUGUCACUUCACCCACAACCGAAUCACCUCCCAACGAUCUCUCCUCUCCAAAAUCACAGAAAGUCAUCACACCCCGAAUUAACACCUCCUCACCACCUUUCAGAUCAUCGAUAUACUGCUCGAAGCAGUGUAUGGAACAAGAUGCGGGUAAAUCAUCCGAGGCUUAUGCGAAUAUAGCUAGAACUUUAUCAUACGAUUUCUCGCACGCGUUCCCAUUAGAUACACCGGGUGUUACCGUUGCUGAUCACGCCAGAAGUCCUUACGGUCCACCAUCACCUCUUUUCGUCUCCGGAUCAGAUACCGAAUCUUCUGCUGCCUCCAAUGCAGGUGGAUUACAGGAUCAUUCAGGUCCAGCCAGCUCCGCACCUAAAUUCAUGGAAUACUUCCGUUUAUCCAAAGAAGGUCCAGACGACGCAUGGAACUCCAUUCAACGCCAAAGAAGAAGUUCGAUGCAACCUUCCUUAUCCCAACGACCUGCCUCUGCUCACUCUCAUAUUCACCCUUCGAACGAAUCCCUAUCAAGUCUAUGGAACGCUGAUUCCGAUCUAGUAUUGGACCACCGAUCAGUAUCUGGAUCAGGAUCAAAUCGAAUGAGAGCGAUGACUCCUCUGCAGACAUCCGACCAGGAUAGACGAGAAUUGCACGGUGCAGGUAGAAGAUCAGUAUCUAUCUCAAGCGAACACUCCGCCCCUAUCCCUACGAGAGCUCCCUUGAAACGAUCCGAUCUCAGUCACACUUCCCUAUUGGCUUCUUCACCAUCUUCCGUCCAGAACGUACCUAUUCCACCUGAAUUCGGUUCCGCUCCGUCACAUACCUUGGAUCUACUACAAUCGUACGCCCACGCCUUCCCCGUAAGGUCCCCUUCGGGUCUGUCAACGAGCGUCCAAAGAGGUUUCGUAUUUCCCGGAUCUACCGCCAUGUCACCCAACCCAUCAGAAUCGAGACGAUCAAGUAUGUCCCGACCUGUGUCUGGAACUAUCCGUGCAAAAUCCAGAAAUGGUAACAGUAACGGCGGUGAAGUGUCUUGGGAUUCUUUUGGGAAAGAAGUAAUAGAUGAGAAGAACUACAAGUCGUUCUGUAGAAAGACUGGUCAAACUUCUUCGGCAGCUACCACUGCUGGACCUAUGUCUGUUCCAGCGGACUUCAGGGGUAGAGCCGAAUUGGAUCCUGACAACAAUACGCCUAAACAGAGUUUAGAACGGGGAAUCGGAGGAUGGAAAAUCAAAUAUUUCCAACCUUCCUCUAACCUGGUUGAAAGGAGCGGUACGAUCACCAAUACCAGUUCGAACAGACGAAAUCGGUCAUCAUCCAGUGGAGGCACUACCACUUCUUCGUCAUCCUCUGUCAGAUCGUGCAGUAGACCUAGAACUGGUCAUGGAAUUGCCAUUCCCAAGGCGAACAAUCAAUUAUCAACUUCCAUUUCAUCCAAUUCGACUUCGAGAACUCCUAGGAUGUUACCUCCUCCUAGACCUGCUACCACCGGUACCACCACCGCUACCAGUGGCUUACCUGAUAUGUCAAGUUUGACUAUGGCAGAAGGAGUUUCUGUUUCCAACAGUGUACCGAAAUCCGGAUUUAACUGGGAAUCAUCCGAAAAGAAUGGAAUGAAGACUUAUGAAAUUCCAGACUUACCGAAAUUCAAAUUGGAUAGGAAUAAAGCUGGUUUGUUCUAUUUUCAAUAA
Molecule: messenger RNA, 2025 nt
Organism: Kwoniella botswanensis
Lineage: Eukaryota; Fungi; Basidiomycota; Tremellomycetes; Tremellales; Cryptococcaceae
Exons: 2
Coding region: 1-2025 (674 amino acids)
Source: RefSeq, a predicted model, not a curated record